AAAAGUUGCCAAACCAAACACUAGACCUUAGGUCAUGCCAAUUUUUAAGUCUUAUUCAUUUAUGUUUGUAAAACAAGGGCAGGGAUCUGAGUCUUAUUUUAACUUCUCAAAUUUGCUGUCAAACCUUAAACCCCUACAGUUUACACACUGAUCUCCAUGUUUCAAGAGUCUUGUUUUGAAUAGACAUGCAGCAAGUCGUUGACUCUGCAAUCCCUCACAUGUACUAAGUUCCAAGUAAGUAUCUGUGGCUUUAGCACCAUAAAAAAGACACAACAUCUUGGGUUAGAUCCAGUUCUUGAAUCUUGAAACAGAAUUAUGUUCUUUUGAGCUCCUGAGCUAUUAGAAAAUGGUGGAUAGAUACGGGAACCACGCUCCUGAGAAGCUUCAGGGUAAGUAUCAAGCAAUGGUGGUUUGCUGUAUUCUUGGCAUCGGAGGUCUUGUUUCUUGGAACAGUAUGCUCACUAUCGCAGAUUACUACUACCAAGUUUUCCCGGCUUAUCAUCCUUCAAGGGUUCUACCACUUAUAUACCAACCAUUUGCAGUUGCAACAAUCGCCAUUCUCGCAUACCACGAAUCAAAAAUCAAUACUCGAAAACGAAUCAUUAUUGGUUACACUCUAUUCACAACAUCCACAUUCUUGCUCAUAGUCUUGGAUUUGACAACAAAAGGACACGGUGGAGUCGGACCUUAUAUUGGUCUAUGUACAAUCGUUGCUUCUUUUGGCAUCGCGGACGCUACUGUUAAGGGAGGACUGGUCGGGGAUUUAUCUUUGAUGUGCCCUGAAAUCAUGCAGUCACUCUUGGCCGGUUCGGCUCUAGCUGGAGGUCUAACCACAGCGCUUAGGCUAAUAACUAAAGCAGUCUUCGAGAAAUCAAACGACAGUCUAAGAAAAGGAGCAAUGAUAUUCUUAACAAUUUCAACGUUCAUAGAGUUUCUCUGUGUGAUACUGUACGCUUACAUAUUCCCAAAACUACCCAUUGUUAAAUAUUACCGCACCAAAGCCGCUUCAGAAGGAUCCAAAACUGUUGCUGCUGAUCUUGUUGCUGCUGGCAUCCACAAUCAAUCAGAUUUGACUAAUGAUGAUUCCAAGAAUCAAAGGCUAAGAAAAAAAGAGCUAUUGCUUCAAAACAUAGACCAUGCAGUGAAUCUAUUUCUCAUCUAUGUUUUGACAUUAUCCAUUUUUCCCGGGUUCUUAUACGAGAACACGGGACAACACGGGUUAGGCACUUGGUACGCGCUUAUCCUAGUAGCAGUGUACAAUUUUUGGGACUUGGUCGGGAGAUACUUGCCGCUGGUGAAAUGGCUGAAAGUCGAGAAUAGAAAAGUACUAACCAUUGUGGUUUUGUCCCGUUAUUUACUCGUUCCGGCAUUCUAUAUCACGGCAAAAUAUGGUGAUAAAGGAUGGAUGAUAAUGCUCAUUUCUGUUUUGGGAUUAACUACUGGACAUCUCACUGUGUGCAUUAUGGCUAUAGCUCCCAAAGGAUACAUGGGUCCGGAGAAGAAUGCAUUGGGGAAUUUGCUGGUUACUUUUAUACUAGGAGGGGCACUUACAGGAAUUUCAUUAGGUUGGCUAUGGCUUGUUGGUAAGAAAAAUGCUCUAUGAGUUUUCAUCGACAGUUAUUCACAUGUGAACAUAUUUUCCUUCACCAACUUCAAUUUGUAGACAAAUUACUUUAAUAAUUAUCUAAAGCAUCCUCGCAGGUA
Messenger RNA from Raphanus sativus (radish), 1704 nucleotides. RefSeq names its product equilibrative nucleotide transporter 4. The record is from RefSeq and is a predicted model, not a curated record. NCBI's taxonomy places the organism in Eukaryota, Viridiplantae, Streptophyta, Magnoliopsida, Brassicales, Brassicaceae. Gene Ontology annotation, cellular component: plasma membrane. Gene Ontology annotation, biological process: nucleoside transmembrane transport. The transcript is spliced from 8 exons. Gene Ontology annotation, molecular function: nucleoside transmembrane transporter activity. Bases 347 to 1603 code for a protein of 418 amino acids.